AUGGUGAAGAAAUCUAAAGGCGCGCUUGCCAAGGCAAAGCUCAAGCCGGAAGCGGAGGACGAUGAGGAGGAGGAGGAGGAGGAAGAGGCGAUGGCGAGCGAAGGAGAGGACAUGAGCGAUGAGGAGGCUGAGGGUGAGGAGGAGGAAGACGAGGAGGAUGAUGAAGAGGAGGGCAAUCUGAAGGUCUUCGUGGGAAACAUCCGCUGGUCCAAGGCGGGGCAAUCCUCCGGAAGAAGUUCGAAGCCUGCGGCGAGAUCGCAAGCAUCGAGACGCCGAAGAAGCUGGCCUUCCUCACCUUCAAGAGCCGCGAGGCUUUGGAGAAGGCCCUGA
Effrenium voratum is the source of this 330-nucleotide messenger RNA. NCBI's taxonomy places the organism in Eukaryota, Dinophyceae, Suessiales, Symbiodiniaceae. The record is from the annotation of a GenBank genome assembly.